CAAGCUUCCCCUUCUCCUUCUCCUUCUCUCUCUCUCUCUCUCUCUCUCUCUCUCUCUCUCUCUCUCUCUCUCUCUCUCUACAGAGUCCAUGGACACCGCCGGCUCCGACCGCAAGCCGGAGAAGCAGACGACUGGCCUCUCCAGCUACUUCCGCUUCAAUGUGGUGCUGACGGCCUUCCGGUUGCUCGAGGUCGGGUUGGCUCUCUUCUUCCUCCUCCGCGUCUCCGCCCGCGUCCCGUUCGCCUUGAAGCUAUCAUGCGAGUACUCUUGCCUCCUCCUCGGCUUCAUGGCGCGGCCGUUGUUCGUCUUCAUCCUCUGCAACGUCAUCAUCGCCGCCCUCCUGACCAAGCCCGGCCGGUUCUGCGCCCGCAGGCCGCCGGCCGAUGACGACGGCGGCGGCGCGGCCGAGGAGCUCUACGAGGAGAUCGUCAAGAUCAGCGAGAGCCGGGCCAGGCCCGUGCUUCCCCUGUUUCGCGAGGCGGAGGAGGUCGUGUACGAGGACAAGGAGAUCAUCAGCGAAGUCAGCACGGGCGCCCGAGCUGGAGGAGGCGGCGUUGGCGCCGUCGACUUUGAGGAAGAGGUUGCCGAGGAGGAGGACGAGGAGGAGGACGAGGAGUGCCGCGGGGGUCGCUGGCCGCCGCAGGCCGAGAAGAGGCCGAGGACGGCGAGAUCCAGCGGGGACUCGUGGGAGAGCUCGCGCGCCGACUACAACGGCGGCGGCUGCGGCGGCGAUGACGACGAGGAGCUGAGCAACGAGGAGUUCCAGCGGGCGAUAGACGCAUUCAUCGCGAAGCAGCUGAGGUUCCGGCAGGAGGAGAGCUUGGCCAUCGUGCUGCAGAGCCACUGAACGGGCGCCAAAACUGGUUUUCAAAUCCUGUUGAAUAGUGUAGAGAGAGAGAGAGAGAGGUCAGGAAGUUGCCGAUGGCGAAUGGCGAAUCUUGUUUUUCCAGUUAUAAUGCCCAUGUGUACAGUCAAAGAUAUCAAGAGCUGAUGAGUUUUAGAGACUUGCUCAGUUCCCUUCCUUUUCUUACACUCUAUUUCCUCCCUCCCUCUCGUCUUUGAAUUUUCUUUUUUACUUACUUUUCAGAAGCAUACGAUUCCCUCCCUCCCUCUCUCUCUCUCCUGCUUCUUCUUUUUCUUCUGGUGGGGGAUUAGAAUAAUGUGGGGGAAGAGCAAUGGCAGGGACUGCAGUGCCGUCAAAUCGCUCGGCAUUCGGCGCUGAAACCUUUGGAGAGCCCCCUCUGAAUCGAAAGCGUGAGGAAGCAGAAGCAGAAGGAGAAGCAGCCGCAGCAGCAGCAGCAGCAGCCAGCAGCGGUCAUUUCGUCGGUCAGAAAUAAUUCACGGACGCAUAUAUAUUACUUAUAUCCGUAAUCUCAAGGCCUGCGUUUGCCUCUUUCCAGUAAAAGGGCGAGUAAAAUAUUAAGCAAGCAAUGCCUUUCAUAAUUCAUGAGUGACUGGCUGAUGGUUUUUGGUUUCAUCCAAUGGGUUUCUUUUUCAAAGGAGAGAAAUCAUUCCGGACCUAUAAUGGACCGCCAAUGUCACAACCUUCGUACCCUUUUCUUUUUUGUACUUUU
This is a messenger RNA of Eucalyptus grandis, 1574 nucleotides long. RefSeq lists its product as uncharacterized. Lineage: Eukaryota; Viridiplantae; Streptophyta; Magnoliopsida; Myrtales; Myrtaceae. Bases 89 to 847 code for a protein of 252 amino acids. The transcript has a single exon. The record is from RefSeq and is a predicted model, not a curated record.